CGAGUGCGCGCUUUGAACAUGAUUGAUCCGCUAAUAGGACAGACGAGCAGACGUACAACUCCAGCUUUAAAUCUAUCAACGGUUCCUCUUUUCUCAUUUCUUUCCACCUCAACUCAAACGAGCUUGAUGUGAGCGAGAGGGGAAACAAGCAAACUCCAAAAAUCACCUCCUUUCCCUUUCUCACCCUCACCGAGCACCUCUCACCUUUAUUUUCGGAUUCUGGCUUUAACUCACGGCUUCACCUGAGCACAAACGACACCGAGACUUUCCUGCAACUUUAACGCACACCAGGGGGAAAAUCACCGACAGGGAAAACUGAGUUUGUUUUGUUACUUUUUCUGGCACAACGACGCGUUAAAGUUACACAAUGAGUCUGAAGUCAGAUUCAGAGACGAACACCAGUGUUUCAUUAGAGGAGGAGGUUCGAACGCUGUUUGUCAGCGGCCUGCCUGUCGACAUCAAACCACGUGAACUUUACCUGCUGUUCAGACCCUUCAAGGGAUAUGAAGGAUCACUCAUAAAACUGACCUCAAAACAGCCCGUGGGGUUUGUUACCUUUGACAGCAGGUCCGGGGCUGAAGCUGCAAAGAACGCCCUAAACGGAAUCCGUUUUGAUCCAGAGAGUCCUCAAACGCUGCGUCUGGAGUUUGCUAAAGCCAACACGAAGAUGGCAAAGAGUAAACUAAUGGCUACACCGAACCCAUCCAACCUGCAUCCAGCUCUUGGUGCGCACUUCAUUGCUCGAGACCCUUAUGACCUGACGGCGGCAGCACUUAUCCCCGCAUCCCCUGAAGCGUGGGCUCCGUAUCCACUGUACACCACUGAACUGACCCCGGGUCUGCCUCAUGCCGCUUUCACGUACCCUGCGGCUGCUGCAGCCGCCGCCCUGCACGCCCAGAUGCGCUGGUAUCCAUCUCCAUCUGAAAGUUCUCAACCAGGGUGGAAGUCACGCCAGUUCUGUUAAAAAGACCAACGCCAAGUGUUCAGUACCGGAUUUUUAAUUUUUCUCCCGUUUGAAGUAAGCGGAACUACGCUCAACAUUUAAUUUAAUCAGGUUUAUUUAAUGGACAAUCGAAACAUGAAGGAAUUUGUUCUUCUCUGAAGCGCUCUGAUGAACGUGGUGAGAUGCAGAGGAUACUGACAAACUUCACGGUACUGUCUCCGGUUUCAAACCUGCACUCGACGAGCCAAUCACGCGCAGGCGUUCACUCGUCUAGCUGCUCUAUUUGCGGUUUUAUUUUUUGGGGGGGGUGGUUUAUUCUGCAUGCAUUAAGUUAUGAGGUGUACACAGAAGCAUUUGUCUAGUCAUUUUUGCUUGUGUUGACAUGACUCCAGGUCCCAGCAAACAUAAAUAUUUUAUUGUCUUAUAUUCUCUCUUUCUCUCGCUCUUUCUUUCUUUCUUUCUUUCUUUCUUUCUUUCUUUCUUUCUUUCUUUCUCUUUAUUAAGAACUGAUGAUGACACAUGCACUGGUUAUUUGUAUCUCUGUGUGAUUUCAGAAAGAGUUUUCCAAACUUUCAGUCCUCCUGUAUCCCGAUCUCACCAAACCUCCAGUAUCGGUGUCUGCUCUGAGAAUAUUUGAACAAAAAAAAGAUAGAAAAAUGUACAAUGUUUUUGUACGUUUGUGUAAUAAUGAAUAUUUAUGCAUUAUUUUUUGUGUGAAAAGUAUAUAUGUAUGAGCAGUUUAGUGUUCCCUUGUUGUUUUGCGGUUUUCUUUGUUGAUGUUGAUUCUGUCUAUAGCCUGUUUGAAGUAAAUAAGUGCAAUUCAUGAUUUAUUUUCUUUGCUCUGGUGUUACAUACUGAAAGUUUUCUGACUGUGGCAGUACUGCGAGUUUAAAUGGACUGCUAACAUGAGAUUGCUGUAUUAUAUAACGUUUAAAAAAAGUAAAUGCUGAUUUUUCAGAAUGUGAAACUGGAGAAAUUAAAAGAGAUUUGAGGA
Molecule: messenger RNA, 1937 nt
Organism: Paramisgurnus dabryanus
Lineage: Eukaryota; Metazoa; Chordata; Actinopteri; Cypriniformes; Cobitidae
Gene: rbpms2a
Product: RNA binding protein, mRNA processing factor 2a
Molecular function (GO): protein homodimerization activity; RNA binding
Source: RefSeq, a predicted model, not a curated record